This is a messenger RNA of Capsella rubella, 2014 nucleotides long. RefSeq names its product mediator of RNA polymerase II transcription subunit 15a. The record is from RefSeq and is a predicted model, not a curated record. The transcript is spliced from 10 exons. The coding region runs from base 137 to 1840 and encodes 567 amino acids. Lineage: Eukaryota; Viridiplantae; Streptophyta; Magnoliopsida; Brassicales; Brassicaceae. Gene Ontology annotation, molecular function: chromatin DNA binding; transcription coactivator activity.
AAUCACCACUGACUAAAUCUUCUUACUCCGCUACGCGAUAGAUAAAUCGGCUGUGAGCUUUACGAUCAGAAGCAAUCUUUUCUCUAUGUUCAUUACUCAUUAGAGAGAUUCACAGCCUGUAUCAACACCAGAUUCAAUGGAAUAUGCAAAUGGAGAUGAUUGGCGAGAGGAGCUUUUCCAAAAGAUCAGAUCCAUGAAAGAGAUUUAUUUACCGCAUGUGAAUGAUCUUUACCAGAGAACUGUGGGAAAGUUGCACCAUCAGCAAUCUCUUCUGUACCAACAACGAUCAGAGCAUUUUGAAAAGUUGAAACAGUUGGUGACAAUGUUAGAGUCGAUAAUACAGUUCCUGUCUCUUCCAAAGAGCAAAAUCAGGCCUGCUAUAAAGGAUAAUGUGGAUAAAAACGAGAAAAAGAUUAUAUGUAUCUUGGAGAAGCACAGGCUAAGGCAGAUAAAGCAAUCUCAUGUUCCAGCUAUGCAGCUUAACAUGUCUAGUUCCCAAAGGGAUCCUCGUCAAGGAAGUGCACUGAAUAAUGCAAAUGCUGGUGACUGGCAAGAGGAGAUUUUCCAAAAGAUCAAACUCAUGAAAGAGAUGUACUUACAAGAUCUGGCUGAAAUUUACCAGCGAGUUCAAUUCAAGUUGCACCAACAAGAUUCUAUUCAACAGCAACAAAGAUCACAUAUGUAUGAGAAGCUGAAACUGUUCGAGAUAAUGUUAGAGAAAAUGAUUCAAUUCCUCUCUGUUCCAAAGAGAAAUAUCAUGCCCGCAUUCGAGGAUAAGGUGGCUCAUUAUGAGCAACAGAUUAUAGGACUCUUAAAUGUGCACAGAGCGAUGAAGCCAGUACAGCAAGGGCAGCUUCCGCAAUAUGCGCCCGUUCAAGAUCAACCUCAUGAUAUUCAAACAAAUCCUCAAAUGCAAUCAAUGAGCAUGCAGGGAGCUGGGACAUGGGCACAGCAGGGUAGUCUGCCAAAUAUGCAGAACAAUGUUCUAUCAUCUCGUCCUGGAGUGUUAGCUCCACAUCAGAACAUUCCCAUUUCCAUACAUACUUCUAGUUUAGCAUCAGGCCAAGGAAAUGCAGUGACGAAUAACGGCCAGCAGUUUGUUAUGGGAUCCAUUAACCAACCUCAGUUAAGUUCCAAUUUGCUUCAGUAUCAGCACGUGAUGCAACAUCAAGACCAACAAAUGACGCAGCAGCUCAUACAGCAUCCUCAACUAUGGAUCAUGCAGCAGCAGGAACAGAAACAGUUUCAAGAAAGACAGCAAGCGGCACAAUUACAGCAGGGCCAACAGUCACAAAAUCAGGCAUUCCUAGAGCAGAUGAUCCCCCAGCUUCAGCUGCAUCAACAAUUUAUUCCGCUACAACAGUAUGAGCAACAAAGGGAAGAAGUUUCAGGAAAAGUCACAUACUCCUUGUUUCCAACUCAGAAUGUUGAGAACCAACAGAGACAAGUAUAUCAAACUCAAAGAGCCCUUCCGGAGAUGCCAUCAAAUUCGAAGGCACAGAGGGAGAGUCCAAAUGGAGGUGAUUGGCAAGAGGAGGUUUUCCAAAAGAUCAAACCCAUGAAAGAGAUGUACUUACCAGACCUGGCUGAAAUGUACCACAGAGUUGCAGUCAAGUUGCACCAGCACCUGGAAUCUAUUCAACAGCAAGAAAGAUCAGAUGAGUUUGAGAAAUUGGAAAAAAUCAAGAAAAGGUUGGAGCGAAUGAUACAUUUCCUAUCGGUUCCAAAGAGUAGCAUCACGUUCAUGCCUGACUUGAAGGAUAAUGUGGAUUAUUACGAGAAGCAGAUUAUACAUUUCUUAAAUAUGCACAAGCCAAGGGUGGGUGGCUACUUCAUUUGAAUGUUGUGGUUGGAAAUAUGAAAUUUGUUACUUUUUGUUUUUUCUUUUCUUCCCUUGUGAAUUGUGAUGUAGAUUUCUUAGUUUGAAGUCUCAUCCUCAAUGUUGUUUACUCUUUCUGGUGCUCUGUUUCUACCAGGGUCAUGAAUAAAGACUUAGACCCUUUUUUCAAUGUUU